Messenger RNA from Cyclopterus lumpus (lumpfish), 2503 nucleotides. It is a transcript of the gene avpr2b.1, whose product is annotated as vasopressin V2 receptor. Bases 199 to 1227 code for a protein of 342 amino acids. Lineage: Eukaryota; Metazoa; Chordata; Actinopteri; Perciformes; Cyclopteridae. Gene Ontology annotation, biological process: G protein-coupled receptor signaling pathway; positive regulation of vasoconstriction; regulation of systemic arterial blood pressure by vasopressin. The transcript is spliced from 2 exons. The record is from RefSeq and is a predicted model, not a curated record. Gene Ontology annotation, cellular component: membrane. Gene Ontology annotation, molecular function: vasopressin receptor activity; peptide binding.
GUUUCUGCCUGGAGUAUAUCACCACUUGUUGCUCACUGGACACUCUCACUAAAAUCCCAUAAUUUAUUUUUCUAGGAAUUACAUUUAUUUGUAAGUGUAAUGACAGGCUGCCUGGUAACUUUUUAUUUUCUGCUUUUAUUUUAAUUUUUUUGGUGGAUUCACCUAAUAAUAUUCCGUUCCUGCAUUGGUUGUGAAAGCAUGGCCUGGUUCAUCGUCAACGUCAGUAACGCCACUUUGGGGAGUGCGCUCUCUGGGGACGAGCCGCGGGAUAAGCGCUUGGCUCAAGUGAAGAUCGCUCUUCUGUCCAUCAUCUUCAUCACCGCUGGAAUCCUUAACUUCGGGCUCUUGUUGGUGCUUUGGAAGCGGAGGAAGCGGCUCUCGCGCAUGCGCGUCUUCGUUUUCCAACUGUGCGUCGCCGACCUGGUGGUCACAUUCUUCCAAGUGUGUCCCCAACUCAUGUGGGACAUCACCGACCGAUUCGUGGGGCCGGACGUCUUGUGUCGCGCAGUGAAGUACCUGCAGGUGGUCGGGAUGUUCGCCUCCAGCUACAUGGUCGUAGUGAUGACUCUCGACCGGCAUCAAGCCAUCUGUAACCCCAUGGUGACUUUCCAAAGGCGCAGGGCGCACUGGAACGGCCCGGUGUGCGCCGCCUGGUGCGUCUCCUUCAUCGGAAGCCUGCCGCAGAUCUUCAUCUUCUCCCGGGUCGAGGUCGCCCCCGGCGUGUACGACUGCUGGGCGCAGUUCGUCAAGCCGUGGGGACCGAGAGCCUACGUGACCUGGACGACUCUGGUGAUAUUCGUCCUGCCCCUCCUCGCGGUGAUCGUGUGCCAGGUGCGCAUCUGCCGCAUCGUGCGCGUCAACUUCCACAUGAAGACGCAGCAGGUCACGGGCCAGCCGCCGUCCUCCAGGGCCAGCAGCGUGGCAGGGGUGUCCAAGGCGAGGGUGAAGACGGUGAAGAUGACCGUGGUCAUCGUGCUCGCCUACGUCGUCUGCUGGACGCCUUUCUUCACCGUGCAGCUCUGGUCCGUCUGGGACACGGAGGCGCCCACUCAUACUGCAACCUUCGCCAUCUUGAUGCUGCUGGCCAGUCUAAACAGCUGCGCGAACCCCUGCAUUUACCUGCUGUUCAGUGGGAAGCUGCCCAAGACACUCAAGUCCCUGACGUGUGUGCGUCACACACAGGAGUCCACCCAGGAGGAGGGCACCAUGGUCAGCUUCCUUUACUGAGUCCGCCGGCCUGGUACAAGUGAAACCAAUACAUAUUGGAUACAGACGCUGCCAUAUUUCUUUGUUGACGUCAUUUGGAGUCAGAGUCUGCACAGUUACCGCGGUACAGAGGUCACGCACAAACGCAUCUGCUGCGUCUACCACUUUGGUAACUAUUAGGCACAGCAAAAAUAUAUCUAGAAAUAUAUAUUUAUGAUCAAAUGGAAGCUUAUGACACCAACUCUUUGAGCGUUGAGUAUGAUACGGUUGUUAUAGAGUCACUCUUACAGAACCGAUACUGUUACAUAAAUUAAAUAAUCUGUCGAUGGGUUGGGCGACCAAUCUGGUCCAGCAUGAAAUGUCUCAACAGCUACUGGAUGGAUUGCCAUGAGAUGUUUUACAGACAUUCAGGUUCCCAAGAGGAUGAAUCCAGACAACAGUGAUGAUCUCCUUGAUUUCUUUCUGUAGCGCCACCAACAGGUCCAGUUUUCCCUUAUCCAAUGGAGUGCGAUGGGUUGGUAUACAAUGUAAAGACAUUCGUGGUUCCCAGAGGAACUCGGUUGAUGCCCAAACGUCUCCUUCAGCAGCAAUAUGAGGGAAAUGUCUCGACAACUAUUGGAUGGAUUGCCACGGAAUUUGUCUCAGGCUUCAUAUGAUACCCAGAGGAUGAUUCUAAUUACUUUGGUGACCCCCUAACUUCCCCUCUAUAAGCAUCAUGAGAUCACAUUUUUUAUUUUUCCAUUUAGUUUUUUGGGGUUUAUGACCAAAUACCAGCAAAACUAGGGACAUUCCCAGCAGCCUGUACUUUGUGUUUGAGUUCUAGUUAGAAAAAUAAUUAAUAAUUUUAUUUGGGAGCCAAAGGACAAUAUGGAUUAGACAGAUUUAGCUGAAAGACGAAUAUUAACUAGAAUCAUUGAAUGGACCAAACAACUGCAUAAAAGUUAUUACGUUUGUUACGUUGCAUGUAAUCCUUUUUGGCAACGGUUCAUGUAACUGUGCCGUGUAAUAUGAAAGUGUUGUUUAUCCUGUAAAUAUGCAAUAUAUUCACAUGUAGUGGUAUAUCCUUUGAAUGUGAUUCUUCAGUGUGUAUAUGAUCAUAUGUACAGUAUGUUAAUGCUAGAUAUCUGUUGGUUAUUGGUUUAAAGAGUCAGUUAUCACACAACAGAUGGGCCUCUGUUAAAAUCUUCAAAUAAGUACAAUGCUCGGCUAUCAAUGUCACAACAUGUUUACAUUAUUAAAAUACUUUAAUACGGAGUGAUGAUCUCUGAGGUGUUGGCAAAUAAACUGACCUUUCACA